AUGUCUUCUGUCGUUCCUCGUCAGGGUUCGGCCGUUGGCGUUGCGGUAGAAGCUCGACAAGAAGCCCCGGAACUGUCACAGAACCGUGUGGCUACGUACUCUCACGAUAACGUCUUUGCCCGCAUCCAGUCUCGUGGUGCCAACAAUGGUCACGUUGCUGGCAGUCAACUUCGAGAACACAGCAUUGCGAGCCUGGAAGCCGACAUGGCCAGGUACCAGCCGACGCAAUCGAUCAUUACUGUUCCGUCAAACUCAAACUCGGCUGGUAUUGGUGCACAGUUUGAGUGA
Messenger RNA from Fusarium verticillioides 7600, 288 nucleotides. RefSeq lists its product as hypothetical. Lineage: Eukaryota; Fungi; Ascomycota; Sordariomycetes; Hypocreales; Nectriaceae. The coding region runs from base 1 to 288 and encodes 95 amino acids. The record is from RefSeq and is a predicted model, not a curated record. The transcript has 2 exons.